Molecule: messenger RNA, 621 nt
Organism: Paramecium pentaurelia
Lineage: Eukaryota; Ciliophora; Oligohymenophorea; Peniculida; Parameciidae
Source: the annotation of a GenBank genome assembly
AUGAAUGAUAAGUUCCUUUAAUUAAGAAAUAAUUAUUGCUAUCAAUACAACAAGCGAAUUAUUAAAAAUUAUGAAUAACCCUAAUAUUCUUAAAGAUUGAAAACUGAAACUCCUCCAAUAUUAAAAUAAUAUAAGUAUACUUAUCAUUCGCCAAGGAAAUUUAUUUAAACUACUUAAGCAUCAUUUUUUGAUCAUUUUAAAAAGUUUCCAACUCCUAAACCAACUGCUUAUUAGACUUAUCUAUAAACAUUACUAGAAAAUAAAAUUGAAAUUUAAGCCAAAUAAAAAUAGUAGCCAUCAUUCACUAUGCAUAAUAUUAAUGGCCAGAAAAUUAACACUUAUCGGCAAAUAAAGGAUACAAUAAAAAAUCAAUAGAAACAUCAUCAUUAAAAUAAAUCCGAAUUUAAAAUACCAUAAAAAGUACACCAACAAAAUAAAUCCUAAUUUAAUUCACCUCAAAAACUUUAAGAAUAAAUGAAAUAAAUAUCAAUAAAAAAAUUAGAUAAGAUCAAUAUAGUUAGAACAUCAAAUGAAGUUUAAAUUAUAAGAAGUGAUAGAAUUCAGACUUAUGAUGAUAAUUUUGAUGAUAUUGAACCAUGGAACACUUCUGAAAUAAAAUGA